Molecule: messenger RNA, 1591 nt
Organism: Mercenaria mercenaria
Lineage: Eukaryota; Metazoa; Mollusca; Bivalvia; Venerida; Veneridae
Exons: 3
Coding region: 1-1242 (413 amino acids)
Source: RefSeq, a predicted model, not a curated record
AUGAAUAAAGAAACACGGUUAUUUGGUUCUAUAUACCUUCCAGGAAGCUCCAGAGAAGGAUUGAAGGUAUCCCAGGCAGACGAAUUCGACGCCCUGCUGUUGUUUAAUAUUGAAGGCAUGAACUUUAAGGUGAACCAUCUUAAAGACGAAGACGACAAGGUUUUACCAGAAUUUGGACAGCUCAUUGCUGAAGGGUUAACAGAGUUUGGAUACCAGUUUAAAUACCAAACCCUCGAUAAGAACGAUGUGUUCUUCUUCAACAGAAAAAUCAACAAAGUUUGUCUUAACUCCAGAAACCUUCACGAAAAGGUUUUCAAAUCUAUCAUCGCGAAGGCCGCUAAUGCCGUUGAAACAAGAGUGAACAGGAGAGAAACUUACCAACAGUUUGGUUUUGCUAUUCAGAAGUUUAGUAUCAAUCCCCCGUCAGUAAAUAUCCAAAUUAAACUGGUGGAGAAAGACGGUUACUAUGACUACGGCGGGCACCUGCGACGCUGUGUUGUGUUAGAGUCAGCUGCAGUAGAAACUGUCAUAGAUGUUGACAUUGUUCCAGGUUUGGAAUUGGGCAGAGAUGUGGUGCCCGAUCCAAAAGAUUGGAACAAAACAACGGAAUGUCCCAGAUACGCUGUUUUCAAAUGGUUCACCGACAACCAGCCGUCAGCAGCGUUGUACGACAGUCCACCAAACAUUCUCUGGCGUAUGUGUACUUCUGGUUACGAAAAACACGUGCUUGAUGUGUCACGUGGUUCAAAAGAACAAAGUUAUAUUGUCACGGCUUUGCGAAUCAUGAAACUUGAAUUCAGGCAGCGUAAAACAGAUUGGUAUCGUCAACCACCACAAGUUGUUACGGUUCUACGUUCUUACCACCUGAAACACAUUGCCUUCUACUGUAUACUGUAUCUUACUAUCAUGAACAAGGUGAAACUGUCAGGAGUAAGAGAAGCUCUUGCCUAUUUUCUAGAGUUUCUAGGAGUUUGCCUGGAAGAGCGAAGACUACCGCAUUUCUUUCAAGCUAACGCAUUACUUGUGUACAUGUUUCCGAAUUACACAUUCGACGACCAGAGUCUACGGUACGAUUUGUUGUCUGGAAAGUCAUGGGAUGCUUUGCGACAGGCUGGCUUGUCAUUCAUUGACCUGAAAUGUGAUCUGGAGAGGCAGUAUUGUAAAGGAUUUUGUACAUACAUGUACAAAGAAUUUUCAGAUGCAUUUAGAGAGUUCGUGAAAAACGGAAAAUAUUACUGUUGACAUGGAACAUAUGUGCACUAAUGAUAAGAGGCCACCAAUUAUUUUCACUUAGACUUCCAUUAUAACAUUAUGGCAUGUACGGUCUUCCAUAAAUCGAAACAUUUAUAUGUAUAUAUAAUCACAUUUUUUUUCUCAAGAACUGUCUUACUUCCUCCAAAAUAUCGGACGAAAAACAUACGAAUAGUGAUACUUUAUCUGAGUAAUUUUCGUGUGAAUGAGAUGCCCCUGUUUACAUAGUUUGCAUGGCGGGAGAAAUUCGUUUGAUAAAAUUGUUUUUCAAUACCCAAAAUGUAGCAAAUAUUGUUAGAAUAUAAUAAUAUACUGUAAUUGUAGUAAAAAAUAUCACUUA